AUGGUCCACCUCGAUGGCGGAGGAAGCAAUAUUGCACAACAGUGUGGAUUUACAAGAUCGGCUGUGGUGAUUAUUGGGGCAGGCUUUUCAGGAAUGUGCAUGGCUAUCAAAUUGCUCGAACAGAAGAUAGAAGAUUUUGUCAUUCUUGAAAAAAGCACUGGGUUCGGCGGAACAUGGAAGGAUAAUGCCUAUCCAGGAUGCUGCUGCGAUACGAGAAAGUAUGAUCUCUACAGAUUUGUGAGAUUCGCUUCGCACGUCGAUGAAGCAACGUGGGAUGAGAGGGCACAACAAUGGGACGUCUCUGUUAGGGUGAUGUCAGGGAAGGAAGCUGAGGCUUGCCAGCGAUACACCCUGAGUACCGAUUUCCUUGUUGCUGGCCUUGGUCAACUCAAUGAACCGCAUCAUCCUAAAAUACCAGGAGAGGACGAAUUUCGGGGCAAAAUCAUGCACUCUGCACGAUGGGACUGGAGUUAUGAUCUCCGUGGCAAGCGUGUGGGCGUCAUUGGCAACGGUGCGACUGCAGUGCAAGUAGUUCCCGAGCUGGCCAAGGUAGCCUCUCAUCUCACUAUAUUCCAACGCACGCCCAACUGGGUGAUUCCAAGAAUGAACGAGGUUGUGCGUGAAUGGAAGAAGGUUCUUCUUCGAAGAUUGCCCUUCGUCAUGAACCGAUUAAGGGCCGAGACCAUGGACAGCAGGGAGGUAUACUACCAGGCGUUGAUCCAGAGGCAUUCCACUGAGUCUUCCGACCUGGCCCAAUUCUGUCAAAACUUCAUCCAGUCUCAGCUACCAGACCGCCCCGACCUGUGGAAAAUCCUUACUCCGAACUAUCCUCCUGGCUGCAAGCGUAUUCUCAUCAGUGAUGACUAUUAUCCGGCCUUACAUCUGCCCAAUGUCACUCUCGAAACCAGAAAUAUUCAGCGCAUUACACAGACAGGCAUUGUUGUUAAAGGCCACGACACUAAUGAGCCAGAGGAGCCCAUCAUCCUUGACCUCAUUAUUCUGGCUACCGGAUUCUCGACCCAGAAUUUUAUGCACGGUAUCAAGGUACACGGAAUUGGAAAACGGUCGCUGGACCAGAUUUGGAAUAAGGGCGCCAUGGCGCUCUACGGAGUUACCGUGGAGAGCCUCCCAAACUUUGGCAUGCUCUACGGACCAAAUACGAACCUAGGUCACAAUUCGAUCAUUCUCAUGAUCGAAGCCCAAGUUCGGUACCUCAUCCCUCUUGUGAAAGAGGUUGUCAGUGCUCGGCAUCGCGGCCAAGCACUGUCCUUGAUGCCGAGACCAGAGCGGAUCAGCGACUGGAAUAAGAAGUUGCAGAGCGACCUCGCAACUUCAUCCUUUGCCGACCCCAGAUGCAGCAGCUGGUACAAAACUGAGGAUGGCCUCGUCACAAACAACUGGAGCGGACCAGUAACAGAAUACCAGAAGUUGAUGUCCACAGUUGAUUGGUCCGACUUUGAGUUCAACGGCCAGUCAACCAAUGUGCCCAAAGGGGAGCUACGUAUCGGCAGGAUCGUGGAGGGAACUCUUUUAGGAUAUCGCUCGCUGAUUUCUGGGACAGCGCUAUGUGCCUUGGCUGCUGCAGGCUUCAUUUCGUAUUUUUGGCAGUAG
Molecule: messenger RNA, 1611 nt
Organism: Thyridium curvatum
Lineage: Eukaryota; Fungi; Ascomycota; Sordariomycetes; Thyridiales; Thyridiaceae
Exons: 4
Coding region: 1-1611 (536 amino acids)
Molecular function (GO): flavin adenine dinucleotide binding; NADP binding; N,N-dimethylaniline monooxygenase activity
Source: RefSeq, a predicted model, not a curated record